CUUUGAGAUUAUGAUCUAUUGGUGUGUUGAAGAGAUGAUAGUUGGGGACGUUCGCCUUGAACGAACUGUACCUAUUGAUUUAAGUAGUACUGAUCAAGUUUCGGGGAAUGACAGUCACUUCAGAAGCUGUAACGACACUCAAUGGUCUGCACCAAACGGAGACUGUCUUAAGGUUCAAUGUUUUACUGGCAAGACAUUGAAAAAUGCAACUUGUGUUUCAAUAUUUCCAGACAUGCGAGGUAUUGUGUAUAGAUUAAGAGCAUUUCUCGUACUCACAGAAUGGAACAGUACAACAAGGAACAGGACAGAUUCCAACUUAAUCAAUGAGGCUGUAGAGCAGAUAACAAGCGAUAUAGAAAACAUGAAUGACGGAUACUCUUACCGAAUCGGCAUUGCUCCAGAGAUUAAAUUUCCAUUAGACGAUCAAACAGUCCCUGUUUUGUGGGCUGACAUUUAUCUUUUAGCACCAUCGACUAUAAGAAGAGAUUCAUUUGAGAGCAAUGCUUUGAAGGCGCUCUUUAGAAAGAGCCCUAAUACAUUCAGACGAACCUUCUCCUAUGUUAACAUGAUCAAUGAGGAUUUGUUUCUUGACUGUAGCUCUAACGGAACCUGGCAAACAGAGGAGUUUGUACCAGAUAUGGCAACUCAGUCAUUUUUUGUUGGGAAACAGCACUAUAGCAUCUUGUCGUUGAUACUAACAUGUCCCUAUAUCACAUUCCCACAAUCCAAUUUCACUGUUGAAUGGAACAGAACAAAUAGAAAGGGAGACAUCACUGUCACAGUUGUUGUGGGUGAUACCAAAGUAGUCAUUUCAAACAUGUCUGACGUUAAUAGCUUGAGCGUGACAGGAACCAAUGAGAUAAAUGUGUGUACUGAACUUCUGGAGAAAUAUUUAGCUCAAUCACCAAGACUGCUCGUGAAAAGAACGAUAAUCCUGUCAACUAAAGUCUUGACGUAUGUCUGUCUUUGUGCAUCAGAGUUGUCCCUUUUUUGCACUUUAGCUGUGUACUUUGCAUUUUCUACACUUAGAACUGUGCCUGGAAUAAUCAGCAUGCAUCUAGCCCUGAGCCUUUUACUUGUACAGGCUGCCUUGAUUAUGGCAUCUAACAUACCGGUGCCAAGUACGCUCUGUACAAGUGUUGGUCUAAUCACACAUUUCUUGUGGCUGUGGCACUUCUCUUGGAUUUUCUUGUCCAGCCUUCACAUGUUUCAAGUGAUGACUGUCAGAAUGUCAAGUCCAACUCACAAAGAUAGCGGCAAGUUCAAAUUUGUUUUGAAGCUGACAUCCUUUUCACUGAUAGGUCCAGGAGCUGUCUUGUUUGCGGUCAUCGUGUCGUCCUAUAUGACAUCACGCACUAUUGGAUAUGGUCAGAAUUCGUGCUAUCUUGAUUCUAUCUACCUAACAGGUCUGUCAGUGGUGGCUCCAAUCUGUCUAGUUUCUUUGUGCAACUUCACAUUUCUUGGGAUAACAGUCGCAAGCAUUCGCAAAGUUCAUCAGCCUGUGAGUGUUACAUCCAUGGCACUGGAUCAAUACAAAAACUGUUUACUGUACGCUAAAUUGUCGUCAGUAUGUGCAGUGUACUGGAUAGUAACUCUUGUUGCAGAAGCCUACGACAAUGAAGUAAUGUGGAUCAUCUCACAGUUGCUGAACGGUCUUCAAGGGAUUGCAAUAUUUAUCUCAUUUAUGUGCAACAAAAGAGUCUACGGAAUGUUUGACAAUCAGUCAAUGUCGCAACAACAAACAUCAAUUCAGUUUACUACAAAGACCAGUAAUUAAUUGUCAAAAGCAGCAGAAUAUCCUGAAAAUUAUGUCCUCCUGUUCACUAAUUAUCUCUGUUGUAUACAUAUGUUAAUAUAAUAUGAUAUAACCAACAUAUUUUUUAAUGAACACUACAUUAAUCUCAAAUUCACUACCAAUUGUACUUUUUAUUCCAUUUUCGGAGAUGUAAAAACUUUAUGUUUAUCAAAUAAAAAAAAUGUGUGAUGUUAGUGUUGUGGUUGACACUCUUUUACUCUUAGCUGUGAGUGAGAUUUUAGGCUAUGAUCUGAAUUAAAUUGGGCAUUAAUAAUGUAUUUGAUUUUUUUCAAAGCUUAAAUAAACUCACUUUGUCUGUCUGUCUGGUAAAAAGUUUGUACACGUGAUUUCUCACACACCCAAUCUCGGAUCAAGCUUAAAUUCGGCACAAUUAUUUCUUUUCCAUUUCGACACAAGAAUCAAUUUUCCAAAAAAUAACAAUAAUAAACCAAUUAACUAAUUAACUAUUGAUAAUAAAUUAUUUGUUUGGUAUCUCAAACAAGGGAAAGAAAUUCGAAUUGACAGAAGUAUAAGCUGAAUUAGUCCUAUUUAUAGGUUGUCGUCUGAGUCUUCGUAAACACAAAACAAAAAAAAGAGGUCAGGACUAUAGAAACAAUCUAUAACUUAUGUCCAUAAGCUGUCCACUAACAGAGUGGCUUGAGCCA
Molecule: messenger RNA, 2460 nt
Organism: Biomphalaria glabrata
Lineage: Eukaryota; Metazoa; Mollusca; Gastropoda; Planorbidae
Exons: 6
Coding region: 11-1777 (588 amino acids)
Biological process (GO): G protein-coupled receptor signaling pathway; cell surface receptor signaling pathway
Cellular component (GO): membrane
Molecular function (GO): G protein-coupled receptor activity
Source: RefSeq, a predicted model, not a curated record